Plasmodium coatneyi is the source of this 648-nucleotide messenger RNA. RefSeq names its product Transmembrane protein Tmp21-like protein. The record is from RefSeq and is a predicted model, not a curated record. NCBI's taxonomy places the organism in Eukaryota, Apicomplexa, Aconoidasida, Haemosporida, Plasmodiidae. Gene Ontology annotation, biological process: endoplasmic reticulum to Golgi vesicle-mediated transport; intracellular protein transport; Golgi organization. The coding region runs from base 1 to 648 and encodes 215 amino acids. The transcript has a single exon. Gene Ontology annotation, cellular component: endoplasmic reticulum-Golgi intermediate compartment; Golgi apparatus; COPII-coated ER to Golgi transport vesicle.
AUGGUGAGACGGCUGGCCCAGCUGGCGGCACUGCUUGUCGUGCUGACCCUGCAAUGCCUCCACACAGAAGCGAUAGAGGUUUACCUCACCGUGCGGCCCAAAAAAGUGAAAUGCUUAAAGGAGCGAAUUAAUAAGGACACACUUGUGGUGGCGAAAUUCAAAACAGACAACAAAAAUUCACCCAUAUCUAUAUUCAUCUACGACGCAGACAUAUACGAAAAAUCCUUCAACUUCCAAAAAAAGUUACCACUCUUUGAAACGAUUAAUGAGCAUGAUAUUAAGACGGCCUUCACAACAUUCUACACAACUUCCUACUCCUUCUGUGCAUAUAACAGUACCAAUAAAGUUAUGGAUGUGCUUUUUGAAAUAAAGCAUGGCACAGAAGCAAGGGAUUAUGCGCAAAUAGCCAAGACGGAACACCUGAAUGAAGCCACCAUAUACUUAAAGCAAAUAGUUGACCAGAUGAGUAACUUCCACUUGAAUUUGAAAAGAAUUAAAGCAUCGGAGGAGAAUGAAAAGAAGUCCAGUGAUAAGCUCAAUGACACCCUCAUGUGGUUUUCCCUCAUGAAUAUUCUAAUUAUUAUUGUUGCCGCGAUUAUUCAGGAUUUCUACUUCAAGCGGUUCUUCACAUCGAAGAAGAUUAUAUGA